AUGAAGCGCACACUUUCAACCGAGAUCACACAGCCAAAGCGAUGUUGCAACACUACGGACGUCACAGAGGUGGCGACAAAGACCGACUCAGCGCCAGAGUCCAAGUCGGAAGUCGAAGCUGCUACACCACUUCUGAAUGACGAGCAGUCGCUCAAUAUCCAGCGCAGCGGUGAUGUUCUCAAGUCUCGAGUCCGCUUCAUGAAGCUCAUGCUUCACAGCAGAGAGGAGACUAUGCAACGUUGCAACCCUGAGAAUACUAAGCUUGCCAUGGAAAACUUUGCCAAAGCUCGAUGCGGUGUUGUGAGGUCUUUAUCAAUGACCUCUUCUAUGAUCUUGACCAUGUCAGGAGCCAUCAUCAAUGAGGCUAAUGAUCUAGCUGUGCUGCACGCAAUGCUUGACAUGUGCAAACACCAUCAAACCCAGCUGCGAAAAGAAGAACAGAGAUUCGAGACGCUGAUGUCGCAGUACUUGGUGCAAAUAAAAGAAGAUCAGGUUUCAUAUGAUAUGGCAAGACAAGAAGCUGAGGCGUUGCGGCCUCUAAUCGCUUUAUUGGAACAUGAAAUACACGAGGGAAACAGAUCAUCCUUCAACCAACGCAAACUUGAGAUUCUCUUUGAUCUCAUAUCCUCCAAUCUUACAAGCGACGGCCUGCUUGAGCUUUACGAAGCCAUUGAGAGGGCCGGCUCGCCACCAGCGGAAGCGAGGGGUCAUAUGGAACCUCUCUGA
This is a messenger RNA of Fusarium redolens, 726 nucleotides long. RefSeq lists its product as uncharacterized. The transcript is spliced from 2 exons. Bases 1 to 726 code for a protein of 241 amino acids. The record is from RefSeq and is a predicted model, not a curated record. NCBI's taxonomy places the organism in Eukaryota, Fungi, Ascomycota, Sordariomycetes, Hypocreales, Nectriaceae.